AUGAAUACGCUAUACUUGUUAGUAUUCUUCUGUCUAGACUUAAUAAGAGUAUCGUAUGGGUCGGUGUAUAUUGGGUUUCCAUUAAAUGAACAAUUGCCUAAUGUUGCCCGUGUGAACGAGCCAUAUUUGUUUACCAUGGCGAACACGACAUACAAGGCUGAUGGAGAGGUGAGUUAUUCUGCUUCAAACUUGCCUAGUUGGAUGUCCUUUGACGGCGGAUCUAGGACAUUUACAGGAACACCUUCAAAGAAAGAUGCUGGUGAUUUCAACAUCACAUUGACGGGUACAGACUCGAAUGAUGGCUCUACCUUGUCCAACCUGUAUUCUAUGAUCGUUUCGGAAGACGAAGGGUUACAUUUAUCGUCAGAUGACGUGAUGUUCACCGAAAUUGCUAAAUACGGCUACACAAAUGGGAACGAUGGACUUGUGGUUAAUGAGGGCGACAAAUUUGAUAUCAAGUUCGAUUCGUCUGUUUUCAAGUCUUCCUCUAACUCAACAAGACCAAUUAUUGCUUACUACGGAAGAUCUUCGGACAGAAGUUCCUUACCUAACUGGAUUAACUUCGACUCGGAUGACUUGUCUUUCUCGGGGACUGUUCCUUAUGUUACAUCAGAAAACGCUCCAUCCUUUGAAUAUGGAUUUUCAUUUAUCGCUUCUGAUUAUUAUGGAUUUGCAGGUGCAGAGGGUAUUUUCAAAUUGGUCGUUGGAGGCCAUCAAUUGAGUACCUCAUUAAACGAAACAAUCAAACUUAAUGGUACCUUGAAGAGUGAAAUCGAUGUCGAUGUUCCUAUAUUAUCAGAUGUUUACUUGGAUGGAGAAACCAUUUCCACGGCAAACAUUUCCAAUGUGUAUGCUGAAGAUUUACCUGACUAUGUGACUUUCCACGAAGAUAAUUUCACUUUAACUGGUAAUUUCCCAGAAAAGUCAACCUUCGAUAAUUUCACCAUUAUUGUUGAAGAUAAGUAUGGAAAUUCAGUAGAUUUACCAUAUCUGAUUGAUGCAAUUGGGUCCGUUUUCACAGUUAAAGAUUUACGUGAUGUAAACGCAACAAAAGGGGAGUUUUUCAGUUACGAACUUUUGAAGUCUCUCUUCACUGAUUAUAACAAUACAAAGAUUUCAGUUGAUUAUAAUGCAGAUUGGUUAACUUAUCAUAAAGACAACAGAACCUUUACUGGUACAGCUCCUAAGAAUUUGGAUAAAGUAAAGGUUAAGGUUGUAGCUUCUUCAGAUUAUGACAGUGAAACCAAGAGCUUUAAUAUUGAUGGUAUUUCAAAGAAGAAAACAUCAUCGAGUUCGAGUUCGUCAAGAUCUUCAAGUAGCAGAUCUUCAAGCUCUACUACAUCUAAAUCAACUGCAAGCUCAUCGGGCGCAGCUGCUCAAAAUAAAUCAAGUGGAAAUAAUCAUAAGGCAUUAGCCAUCGGUCUAGGGGUAGGAAUUCCAUUGUUUUUGAUUGCACUCGCAGCACUUAUACUUCUCUUCUGUUGUCUUAAAAGAAGAAAGAAUAACAAAGAAGAGAAUGGUGAUCACGAAAAGGCAGCAGCAGCAGCAGCUACCGGAGCUGCUGUAGGUAGUGGAUCACCAGAAUUAACUGGUCCAGGCUUUGGUACCACCGUGGACUUAGAUGACCGUGAUGAAAAUGCCAAACAAUUGGCAGCCCUUAAUGUUUUGAAGUUAGAUGAAAAAGAAAAGCUAGCAUCUGAUGCACACAGUACUUCCUCAUCAAUCACUCAUGUUGAAUCAGAAUAUAGUGAUGAUUCAAGAUACUUUGAUGCAUCUGAGAAACCUCUUAAAUCAUGGAGAGCAAACGAUAAAUCAGAUAUUGCAAAUGGUGGAAUGUUAGGAACUGCAGGUGUAGGAGCCGCAGCAGGAGCAGGAGCUGGAGCAGUUGCAGGACUGGCCUUAUUAUCCAAGAAUAAUAAGGUCAGACAAUCAGAUGCUUCCAUGAGUACUGUUAACACGGAGCAAUUGUUCUCAGUUAGAUUAGUCGAUGACAAUUCUUAUAGAAAUUCUAACCAGUCAUCAUUCGGUUCGGGACAAUUUUUAAGUAAUGGUUCACUAAAUGCAUUAUUAAGAAGAGAAGAAUCUGGAAAUAUUCAAAGAUUGGAUAGUGAUGGCAAUAUCAUUGGAAGUGCCAAUGGUUUGCUGAGAGAUAUUUCAGCACGCUCAAAAACCCCUUCUAGUGAUUUAGACAUUUUAGUUGAAGAGAACUCUAAGGACAAUUCAAACGAUACAAAUAAUUCAUAUAACGAUGCAACACUUAUUCGUACGAAUAACGUCUUGGGCGAUGAUACCGCUAGUUUAGAUUCCCGCUUCCAAGAAUCAAGAAAUACUUCAGGUCCUACAAGCUACCAGCAAUUGGUGAAUCAAAACAAUGAGCAUGGCGAUUUUGCAGAUGAAUUCAUAGCAACAAGAAAUCCUAACAGUGAAAUAAAAUGGGUGGAAUCAACAAGUACUGAUAAUUUAAUUUCCCCUUCAUCUGACAAUUUCUUAGCCAAUGAUGCAAAUGCAAAUACUCCUAAGAUAGGAUAUGAGUUACAAAGCUCGCCAAUUAGGGGUUCAAACUUAUCAGCCAUUUCAUUAGGAAGAACUAGCUCUGAGAAUCCAAGAAUUUCAAAUGCAUCAUUAAAUACAAAAGCAAAAUUGGUUGAUUUUACAAGAAAAUCCAGCAUGAGAGAAUCUGCACAUGAACCACAUAUUGACUUAGAGGGUGAAACUGCACAAAUCCACUAUGAUGAUGAUAGUGUGUAG
Debaryomyces fabryi is the source of this 2748-nucleotide messenger RNA. RefSeq names its product Axl2p (gene AXL2). The record is from RefSeq and is a predicted model, not a curated record. The transcript has a single exon. Gene Ontology annotation, cellular component: membrane. Gene Ontology annotation, molecular function: calcium ion binding. Lineage: Eukaryota; Fungi; Ascomycota; Pichiomycetes; Serinales; Debaryomycetaceae. Bases 1 to 2748 code for a protein of 915 amino acids.